Acomys russatus (golden spiny mouse) is the source of this 1421-nucleotide messenger RNA. It is a transcript of the gene Slc51a, whose product is annotated as solute carrier family 51 subunit alpha. The record is from RefSeq and is a predicted model, not a curated record. The transcript has 9 exons. Lineage: Eukaryota; Metazoa; Chordata; Mammalia; Rodentia; Muridae. Gene Ontology annotation, cellular component: plasma membrane; endoplasmic reticulum membrane. Gene Ontology annotation, molecular function: transporter activity. The coding region runs from base 1 to 1065 and encodes 354 amino acids. Gene Ontology annotation, biological process: bile acid and bile salt transport.
AUGGCGACAGAAGACACAGCCCAGGAGAGGAGAGAAAAGAUUUCAAGUGUGAUGUCACAGAGGCAGAAGGAUGCGGGUUCUGGGUGCUGUUGGUCAGCCCGCUGUCUUUCCAGGUACACAGUGGACCUUCUGGAGCUUCUGGAAACCAAUUACAGCAUCUCCCCUGCCUGCUUCUCUCACCCUCCCACUGCAGGUCAGCUCCUGACAGAACUGGGCUCUGUGGAAAUCACCCUCACCAUCAUCCUGACCUUUCUCACCAUGGGCUCGGUGGCUAUCUUCCUGGAGGAUGCCAUGUACCUGUACAAGAACGUCCUCUGCCCCAUCAAGAAGAGGACUCUGAUCUGGAGUAGCUCAGCACCCACGGUGGUGUCCGUGUUCUGCUGCUUUGGUCUCUGGAUCCCACGUUCCCUCACACUUGUGGAAAUGUCCAUAACCUCGUUUUACGCGGUGUGCUUUUACCUCCUGAUGCUGGUCAUGGUGGAAGGCUUUGGUGGGAAGGAGGCGGUGAUGCAGACACUGAAGGAGACCCCAAUGAGGGUGCACACGGGCCCCUGCUGCUGCUGCUGUCCCUGCUGUCCACCCCUCAUACUUACCAGGAAGAAGCUUCAGCUGCUAAUGUUGGGCCCUUUCCAGUAUGCCUUCUUCAAGAUACUACUGAGCUUAGUGGGCUUGUUUCUCAUCCCCGACGGCAUCUAUGACCCAUCAGACAUUUCUGAGAAGAGCACAGCUCUGUGGAUCAACACUUUCCUUGGUGUGUCCACCCUGUUUGCUCUCUGGUCCCUGGCCAUCCUUUUCCGUCAAGCCAGGGUGCACCUGGGUGAACAGAAUAUGGGGUCCAAGUUUGCUCUGUUCCAGGUUCUUGUCAUCCUGACCGCCCUGCAGCCCUCCAUUUUCUCCAUCUUGGCUAGCACCGGGCAGAUUGCUUGCUCACCCCCCUUUUCUUCUAAAAUCAGGUCUCAAGUGAUGAACUGCCACAUGCUCAUACUGGAGACCUUCCUGAUGACGGUGCUGACACGGAUGUACUACCGGAAGAAAGAUGACAAGGUUGGGUAUCAGACUUGUUAGCCGCCAGAGCCGGACUCAAAAAUCAAAGCCUGAGGCUUUGGACUAUGGAAGAGGCAUUGUACUUCUCAGAGUGUGAGAUUCCUUCUCUGUCCAUCUUAACCAGUGGCUAAGGGUCCCACUGGCAGCUUCCACGUGGCUAUAGGGCUGAAGGUAAAGUGCAGGAGGCUGAAAUCAUCUUGAGUCUUUCUCACGGAAGGCAUUUGAAGUUUUGUAAUAAAUGGUGAAAACUGAGACCCCUGCACAAGGCACACUGCUUCUGUGGGUGCCACUGUUAACCCUGAAUGUGUUUGUCAGAAAGUCACCCUGUGCGUCUGCACGGCAGAAUAAAGGGGAGAAGAGUACCUGGUUGACGUAUG